Molecule: messenger RNA, 4603 nt
Organism: Rhineura floridana
Lineage: Eukaryota; Metazoa; Chordata; Lepidosauria; Squamata; Rhineuridae
Gene: PTGES
Product: prostaglandin E synthase
Exons: 4
Coding region: 185-634 (149 amino acids)
Biological process (GO): prostaglandin biosynthetic process
Cellular component (GO): membrane
Molecular function (GO): prostaglandin-E synthase activity
Source: RefSeq, a predicted model, not a curated record
CAUAUUGGGCAAAAGUGCAUUCAAACAUGUGUAUAUUGGGGAGGAAAUCACACUAAAAUGCUGACAAAUUUUCAUGAGGACUUGGAAAAAACAACGCUGAUGUGGAAAAUGUGGAGAACUGAACUUAAGAGUGGAGAAAUAAGAAACCAAACUGGAGAGAAACGACAUACAGCCUUCGCUUCCAAUGCAAAAAAUGAUGGAGAAUGAAACCUUUGCAUCGUUUGUCUUCUUUGGCACACUUUUGGUCGUAAAAAUGUAUGCCGUGGCUGUCAUUACAGGACAAGUGAGGCUCCGGAAAAAGGCAUUUGUCAAUCCUGAAGAUGCCCUGAGGCACGGAGGGCUACAGUACCACCGAGAAGAUCCUGAUGUGGAACGAUGCCGCAGGGCUCAUCUCAACGAUAUGGAGAACAUCUACCCUUUCCUGUUCCUUGGGGCGGUCUACUCCCUCCUGGAGCCAAACCCAACAGUGGCCCAGAUCCACUUCCUGCUCUUCUUCUUCGGCCGGAUCGUCCACACCACGGCCUACCUCCUGAAGCUGAGGGCCCCCACACGCUCAGUGGCCUACAGCGUGGCCCAGCUUCCCUGUGUCUCAAUGGCCCUACAGAUCCUCUUUGCAGUCGUAAAGUUCUGGUGAUGGUUUCAACCGCCGGGCCCUGACCUGUCUUGACACGGAUUGGGAAGGAGGUGGUCAGGUGGCGUUUUUCGAAAGAGAUGGAGGGGAACCUUUUUCUGUUUUCCUUUUUGCGGUGGUUUUGUGACACAUAUUCCUCCACUGGCACGGCAUUUCCUGGAGGGAGUCUUGGAUCAUCUCAUCUUCAAGCUGACCACAUUUCCUUGGAGGUCACUUGUGGGGGGGUCACCAUUCUGUGUUGGAGUCACAGGGGAUGCAAAGGUUCAGAACCACAAAUGAUCAAUAAAUUUAAAAACCCUCUUUGCAGGGAAGAAUGCAUGUUUGGUGGCAAGCUGUCUAUCCCAACAUGGCAUGACUUCACUUAAAGAGAGGAGUGGGGAGCCUGCGUCCUAGGGGCCAAAGGCGGCCCUGCAGCGCUCUCUACCUGACCUUUGGGACUCCCCCCAGGCCUUCCCCGGCCUGCAUCACACCCUCCUUGUGUGUUUUUUGCCUUUGAACUCUGAUCAAGCCUUUUCCUUCCUGGGAUGGCGGACAGAGAGGCAGGUCUGUGAGUCCGGGUAGAAACUGUACAGAGGCAAAAUUUACAUUCAGUGCUCCGCCCAUUUUUGCCUCUGGCCCUGCCCACCACUGACAUGUGGUCCUUGGAAGGGGAAUGCACCCUUGUGAGGCUGACAAAGGAUCCCCAUCUCUGACUGAAUGGGGGGAUAUCUAAGGUGUGGGCAAGCCCCAAAGGUGAUAAUUUCCAGAACUGGAGUCUGCUGGCUCUGCCACUUGGAUCUUGGAGAGGAGAUUUUUAAUGUUUAAUGUAUUUGUACGUUUUAUUUUGUACGUCGCCCAGAGUGGCUGCACAACCAGCCAGGUGGGCGACUAAUAAAUUUAAUAAUGAUAAUAAAAAACAAAUUCUAGGGUUUGAAUGAGGGAACUUUUUGCAUACAGUGCAGAUGCUCUGCCCCUAAGACAUGGGCUACACCCGUUAAUUUGCAUAGAUAGCUCCUGUGGGCACGUUUCCGCUUGGAAGAAGGGAAGUAGUGACCUAUGUAGAGCUGCGGCAGCCAACUUCCUAUGAGCUGGUGUAUCUAGGCACUUGCCGAGUAGGAAGUAGGGACGCUUCCGGCAUUUGAUUCCUAUGAAUUUCUCCAUGAACGGACCUGAUCCGUACCUCCUGCCCUGAAUGGGUGGGAUCUAAUGUUAGUCCUACUCAGAGUAGACCCACUGAAAUGUGAUGGCCAUGGCUAAGUUAGGCUCACUAAUUUGUAUGGGUGGUAUUCAGUGCUAGUCCUAUUCGGCGUGAACCCACUGAAGUUAACAGACGUGACUAAGGUGUAUUACUUUCAUUGGGUCUACUCUGAGGAGGGCUUAGUUGACGACACCCCUAAAUGCAUGGAUUGCAGCUUUCACCAACCUGGUUGCCCUCUGGAUGCAGUUGCUUUUCCAAGUCCCAUCAGCCCCCAGCCAGCAUGACCAACGGCCAGGGAUGAUGGGAGCACCCUCCAAGUCUUUUAGAGUACCAGGUGUGUAUGUAGGAGGUAGAGAUGGAAAGAUCUGUCCAUUUCGGUUCUCUCAGCUUCUCGUUUUUCCACUCUUACAUUCAGUUCUCCACAUUUCUUUAGCAAUUUGCAAUUUUUUUAAAAAAAAAUCCUCAUGAAAAUUCUUCAGUAUUUUAGUGCAAAUUUAUUGUAUGCAGUUUUGACUGACGAGCAACUUUUUGCAAGCCAUUUCUCCUCACAUUUUUGGUAUGUUAUUUUCAUGGAUAUAUUCGUUUUUAUACACACCCUCCCCAACAGAUGCAUUUUGGUAAAUGUCGGUUGGUUGGCACAGUGCAGUGCAAACAUUUGGAUACAUGUGAAUUUCGAAGGACGGCUGUGUUUGAGUUCUCAUAUUGUUUCGGAAAAGUGCGAAUUUGACAAAUGCGGCUUUGAAUGUGAGCUGAAUUGCUCCCCCAUACCUCGUAGGGAGAGAGGUGAUCCUGCUGUUGUUUACUUCUCAGGCCAUGCUGUAGUUCGUCCUUGGCACUGCAUUUGGGAAAUCAGGCACACAAAAUCCUUGCCUGUCUACUGGUAAGGCAGUCAUUGUGGGUUCAGAAUGAUAAGAUUAAAAGAUGAGGAAAUGACCUCUCCCUGAAAACUAUGCACGAUUGAGUAAAUGGAAUGCAGUGUGAACUAAGCCCUUGUAGGCUGAGCCCUGAAUAUAGAGUAAGCCCUGGUGCGCCCCGCCCAGUGGCUUUGCGGCUAGCGUGCAAGUGGCUGCACUGAAUACAAAUCACUGGUCUGCACUGAUCAGCAUAGGUUUUUAUUCUGUUUUCAAAGUGCAAAGGCCCUCUGUCUUGCACCUUCUGAGCCUCCCUCCGAGAGAUUAUGCAAGACCACGUCAAUAAUGCUGCUCACCUCAGGCAGGGUGAGGAAGCAUCAUCCAUUUUGAGAGAAUUGGUUUACCAUGUCUGUACAAUGGGUAGAUGGCCCCUUUGAUACCUUUUUUUGUUUGUUUGCACUGCCCACUCCAAAAGAAAUCGAGCUCAUGAACUUGCCAAGAAGUACAGGACUGUUUAGCUCUGACUGGGUUGGAUGUGUGCAGUCCAGGGCUGCUUCGAUUUCUGGGCCACAAUUGCAAGGAAAAGACUGGUUUUUGGUAGCCUUGUUUGGAUCCAGCCCUGAGGCGCAUUCUGGCAAAGUCUGCCAUCUGAACUUGGUGCAGCUUUGCUUUGUAUUGCAACAGUGCCCCUUGGUGGGAACAGGGGUCCAUAGCACUUUAUGCUGCUUAAUUGACUUUCUGAAUUAAAAUGCCAUCUAAAAUACGCUCACUUUGCCUCUGGCUGCCUUGGCAGCACCAUUCCUAUAUGGAUGUUUAUUUGGCCAUUAUUGAACCCAUCAGGGUGAUUCCGGGUUGCCACUCCUCAAUUCAUUUCUCCAGAUUUUUUUUAAGUCCUGAAAAUCCAUCAGCAUUUAAAUGUGGCUUUCUCCUAAGAGCCACAUUUUUGUCUGCAUUUUUGCCCAAAAUAUACAUUUUUGCAAGCAAAUUCCCCUAAUGUAAUAAUAUAUGCAUUUUUAUGCACACUUUAUCUAGUAUACGCAUUUUGACCACAUUACUUGCUUGGAGAACACAAGUGAAAAAAUCUAAAAAGUGCAGAUUUCAAAGGAUGAUUGUGUGGGAUUUUUUUUUCACAUGUCAUUUCAAGAAGUGCAAAUUAGGUAGAUUUAACUUUAAAUGCGACCUGAGCUGAAUUUCCCUCUGUCCCUAGUGGAAGCAAGGCUCCAUUGUUACAGAUAUCCACACUGUUCAGACGAAGACUAGGGGGCAGAGGUGCUUGCCACAUCCAGGAUGUGAGAUACAGAGAGCAUUACCUGUUGAAUUUCUGCUUCGUAUGCCGCUGUGGAAAGCACAAAAGCUUGCCUGGGAAAAGGUGAUACCUCCCCACUGUGCUGAGGGAUCCUUCAGAUGCAGAUGAGCUCCUUUUUUCUGUGAUGUGGUUCCAUAUCAUGGCUGCUCGGGAAAGGCAAGACUUCAGUAGCAUUGGAUGUAUUCAACAUUAGCCAUGCUCAGAAUAAGCUCACUGAAAUUAAUGUACAGGACUAUCUUAGAUCUAUUAAUUUCAGUGGGUCUAGUCUGAGUAGGACUAAUGUUUGAUGCAACCCAUCACAAGUUUGGUGGUCUUGAUUUACAAAUAUGGCCAGCUAUGAUUUUGCCUGACCAGACACGACUAGGUGUCCCAAAGACUUAACCAACGUAUGGGAUGUUCCUUGAUGGCUCUUGUCUUUUGAACUAUACUUUGGAGAGCGACACCCAUCAAUGCUUGGAAAGGGACGGAGACAUCUAGAAGGGCUGGUUUGCAUUUUGAAGUGGUGGCGGGUGGAGAGAUUUGGGUGAUAGAAAAGCAUUUUUGAGGAAUUGAUGCAGGACUAGUAGUUGUGCUGCCUGCUUUAGGAGUCCACUCUGCCUGUACAUUUGUAAAUAAACAAAUAUUACGAAAACACCAAA